GCAUUCCGCAUUUGGCUCCCACCCGACCAAGCAGCUUCACCCCCACACUCGUCCACCAUGGUCAUCGCCAACAACGCCACCCUCGAGGAGCAGGACCCGGAGAUCUUCAACCUCAUUGAGGCUGAGAAGAACCGUCAGUGGAAGUGCCUGGAGCUCAUCGCUUCGGAGAACUUCACCUCGCGUGCCGUCAUGGACUGCCUGGGCUCGUGCCUCACCAACAAGUAUGCCGAGGGUCUGCCGAACGCGCGUUACUACGGCGGUAACGAGGUCAUCGACAAGAUCGAGAUCCUGUGCCAGCAGCGCGCCCUGACGGCCUACGGUCUGGACGCCGAGAAGUGGGGCGUCAACGUGCAGCCCUACUCUGGCUCGCCCGCCAACUUCGCCGUGUACACGGCUCUGCUGCGCCCGCACGACCGCAUCAUGGGCCUGGACCUGCCCAGUGGAGGCCACUUGACCCACGGUUUCUACACGUACUCUAAGGCUGAGAAGACGCGCAAGGCCGUGUCCGCUACGUCCGUGUACUUCGAGUCGCUGCCCUACCGCGUGAACGCCGACACCGGCCUGAUCGACUUCGAGAAGCUCGCUGAGCAGGCUGCUCUCUUCAAGCCCGCUAUGAUUGUGUGCGGUGGCAGCGCUUACCCGCGUGACUGGGACUACGCCGCCUUCCGCAAGAUCGCUGACGACAACGGCGCUCUGCUCAUGUGCGACAUGGCCCACUACAGCGGCCUGGUCGCCACUAAGGAGCACGCCAGCCCCUUCGACUACUGCGACAUCGUGACCACGACGACGCACAAGUCGCUGCGUGGCCCCCGUGCUGGUAUGAUCUUCUUCCGCCGUGACGAGCGUGGCUUCGAGCCCCGUAUCAACAACGCCGUGUUCCCCGCCCUCCAGGGUGGCCCGCACGAGCACCAGAUUGCCGGCAUUGCCGCUCAGCUCAAGGAGGUGCAGACGCCCGAGUUCAAGGCCUACGUGCAGCAGCUCAAGGCCAACGCUAAGGUCCUGGCCAAGACCCUGACCGACCUGGGUUACUCGAUGUGCACGGGCGGCACUGACAACCACCUGAUCCUGUGGGACCUGCGUCCUCAGGGCGUCACGGGCUCCAAGCUCGAGAAGCUGUGCGACAUGGUCUGCAUCACGCUGAACAAGAACGCCGUGCUGGGCGACCGCAGUGCUCUGACCCCGGGUGGUGUGCGUGUCGGUACGCCUGCUCUGACGAGCCGUGGCUUCAAGGAGGCCGAGUUCGUUAAGGUCGCCGAGUUCCUCGACCGUGCUGUCAAGCUGUGCGUGGAGAUCCAGAACACGAGCGGCAAGAAGCUGGUUGACUUCAUCAAGGGCGCUGAGGCCCACGAGGGCGUUAAGCAGCUGCGUCGCGACGUCAACGCUCUUGCCACGUCCUUCGAGAUGCCCGGCUUCAAGAUCUCGGAGAUGCGCAACAAGACCAUUGAGGAAUAAGCGCUUCUCUGCCUUGCCGCAUGAGAGUUAGUUUGUCUUUCCACUGAAGGCUUCCUAUAGAUUGUGUGCGGUGCAAAUUGGGAGCUGCUUGUUGACAAGCACCUUCCACCUCUGACAUAGUAAAUGCAUGUCAUGUGAUCCAAUCUAAACAACACACACAAACCCCACUCAAUAUAUUCAGCCCACAGUCGAUGGCCUCAUUCACUCUUA
Molecule: messenger RNA, 1662 nt
Organism: Phytophthora nicotianae INRA-310
Lineage: Eukaryota; Oomycota; Peronosporomycetes; Peronosporales; Peronosporaceae
Exons: 2
Coding region: 58-1452 (464 amino acids)
Biological process (GO): folic acid metabolic process; L-serine catabolic process; tetrahydrofolate interconversion
Cellular component (GO): cytoplasm
Molecular function (GO): pyridoxal phosphate binding; cobalt ion binding; zinc ion binding
Source: RefSeq, a predicted model, not a curated record